AUGAGGGUGGAGAAGGUUGAAGAGGGAGAAGAAGACGACGCAGGCGAAGAAGAAGAUGAAGGUGGAGAAAGGGGCGAAGAAGGUGGUGAAGGUGUAGAAGAUGAUGAAGGUGAUGAUGAAGGUGAAGAGGUUGGAUGGGAAGAUAAUGGAGGCAGUGCUGGGAAGAUGGAGGAGGAGGAGGAGGAGAAGGAGGAGGAGGAGGGGGAGGAGGAGGAGGAGGAGGAGGAGGAGGAGGAGGAGGAGGAGGAGGAGGAGGAGGAGGAGGAGGAGGAGGAGGAGGAGGAGGAGGAGGAGGAGGAGGAGGAGGAGGAGGAGAUGAAGAAGGUGAAGAUAAAAGAGGUGAAGAUGAAGGAGGUGAAGGAGACGAUGGUGGAGAAGCAGCAUCUGGGGAGGGUUGUGUGA
Pogoniulus pusillus (Red-fronted tinkerbird) is the source of this 402-nucleotide messenger RNA. RefSeq names its product histone H3.v1-like. The record is from RefSeq and is a predicted model, not a curated record. The transcript has 2 exons. NCBI's taxonomy places the organism in Eukaryota, Metazoa, Chordata, Aves, Piciformes, Lybiidae. The coding region runs from base 1 to 402 and encodes 133 amino acids.